AUGAGUCGCGAUAAGGAUAGAGUCCAAGUGUAUUCGAACGAUUAUAGAAAAACGAGCCUCGACCGAAAGCCGAGUCAAGCUCGGCCGAGACACAGCCCGAGAGAUCCCAUCGCGCCCAGCAUCCGUUGUAGCCUGCUCCCGCAUGCGUGGCCCGCAGAGCAGCCCAAGUCACGACCCAGCACCUCACUCAACCCAACAUUUUGUGCAGCCAUGGCCCAACACUUUAGUUUGCCCUGUCGACGAUUCCACGCCGUGAGCAAGCCCUCGCGAGCCCUUCGCCGGCGUCCUCAAGCAUCUCCGCCUCGAUCCGACCUCCAGCGACUUCGGGCCUCGAAUUCUAGCGACCAGCUCUGUACGGCGACUCGUUCUCGGGGCGUUUUAAUCUUCUUUUCACGGGCGACCAUCCUCAAACCUCGUCUGACGGCCAAGCAAAUUUUCGGCGAGAAGGCGAGCAGCGACCCUCGACCUCCGACGGGGCUGCGACCAUCGCGAGUAUCAACCAAAUUGCGGAAGCCCCCGAGAGUUGAUGACCGAAACCAGACGCAAGCCACCGCAACCCGAGCUUUUCCGACAAGGAGCAGCAGCCGCUCGAGGCUCUUAUCGAGCAGCCGUCGUUUCAUUUUCGAUGAACAGCCGCUUUUUCGGGCCCUGGGCAAGAAGAGAAGCUGGUUGACCAUUUUGCCGAGAGCCCGAACAGCCUGUUUUCCACGUCCGGUUACCGAACAGCAGCCCGGUACUUGUCGACCGUCUCCAGGGGAUGUCUGUCAAGCGAACCAACUCCCCUCUCAGCCGAACAGCCACCAAUCGAGAAGUCUCGAGAAGCCCUGCCAACGAUUCCACGCCGUGAGCAAGCCCUCACGAGCCCUUCACCGGCGUCCUCAAGCAUCUCCGCCUCGAUCCGACCUCCGGCGAAUUCGGGCCUCGAAUUCUAGCGACCAGCUCUAUACGGCGACUCGUUCUCGGGGCGUUUUAAUCUCCUUUUCACGGGCGACCAUCCUCAAACCUCGUCUGACGGCCAAGCAAAUUUCCGGCGAGAAGGCGAGCAGCGACCCUCGACCUCCGACGGGGCUGCGACCAUCGCGACCCCCGAGAGUUGAUGACCGAAACCAGACGCAAGCCACCGCAACCCGAGCUUUUCCGACAAGGAGCAGCAGCCGCUCGAGGCUCUUAUCGAGCAGCCGUCGUUUCAUUUCCGAUGAACAACCGCUUUUUCGGGCCCUGGGCAAGAAGAGAAGCUGGUUGACCAUUUUGCCGAGAGCCCGAACAACCUGUUUUCCACGUCCGGUUACCGAACAGCAGCCCGGGACUUGUCGACCGUCUCCAGGGGAUGUCUGUCAAGCGAACCAAGUCCCCUCUCAGCCGAACAGCCACCAAUCGAGAAGUCUCGAGAAG
Molecule: messenger RNA, 1392 nt
Organism: Striga asiatica
Lineage: Eukaryota; Viridiplantae; Streptophyta; Magnoliopsida; Lamiales; Orobanchaceae
Source: the annotation of a GenBank genome assembly